Molecule: messenger RNA, 3370 nt
Organism: Ananas comosus (pineapple)
Lineage: Eukaryota; Viridiplantae; Streptophyta; Magnoliopsida; Poales; Bromeliaceae
Product: probable LRR receptor-like serine/threonine-protein kinase At1g06840
Exons: 21
Coding region: 310-3144 (944 amino acids)
Biological process (GO): protein phosphorylation
Molecular function (GO): protein kinase activity; ATP binding; protein binding
Source: RefSeq, a predicted model, not a curated record
UAAGCUUUUUAAUGUCUCUUCUCCUUGUCCCCCAACGCCUUCCUCUCCUUCCUCUUCCUCUUCUUCUUCUUUCGCUGCUCGAUUCCUUUUCCAGGGAUUCAAUUUUGCCCUAAUCGAGCUCUCCGACCCUAAUUUUGUACACUCGCGUUGUAGGAUUGCGAGGUCGAUUGGAAAAAUCGCAGCUUUGGGGUGUUUAAUUGGUGGGGUUCGUGUGCUCGGAGAAGCGAAUCCUUUGGGGUUUGAUUCAAGGUAACCUUUAGUUACUUCGCAGUUCGCAAUAUGAGAGUUUGUUAGCAGUUCAAAAUAGAGAUGUUGGAAGCUCAUGUUUUGCUGUACGCGGCCGUUCUGGUCGCACUAUCUCCUUACCUUUUGCGCGAUUCUGCAGCACAUAAAACUACCGAUCCAUCUGAAGUCAAUGCAUUAAGCGCUGUUAGAAGCCGCUUAAUUGAUCCGACGAACAGCCUUAAAACUUGGAACAGUGGGGAUCCGUGUUCGUCAAAUUGGAGAGGAGUAUUUUGUUAUAAUACUACAAAUGAUGGCUAUCUGCAUAUACAAAAAUUACAGUUGCUGAAGUUGAAUCUUUCUGGAAGUUUGGCACCUGAGCUUGGUCUACUGUCUCACUUGAAAAUACUGGAUUUUAUGUGGAAUAACUUAACUGGAAGCAUCCCGAAGGAGAUAGGCAACAUCACAUCUCUGCAUCUUUUACUUUUGAAUGGUAAUCAGCUAUCUGGUUUCUUACCUGAAGAGAUCGGCAACCUUUCAAACUUAAAUAGGUUACAAAUCGACGAGAACCAAAUAUCAGGACCUAUUCCUAAAUCAUUUGCUAACUUAAGGAGUGUUAAACAUCUCCACAUGAACAACAACUCACUAAGUGGGCAAAUCCCCCCGGAGUUGUCUGUAUUACCAGUUUUCCAUUUGCUAGUGGACAACAAUAAUUUAUCUGGAAAUCUUCCUCUGGAAUUCUCGGAGAUGCCAAAUCUGAAAAUUCUUCAGCUGGAUAAUAAUAACUUCAGCGGUACCUCCAUCCCUACUUCAUAUGGCAACAUAUCCUCACUUCUGAAAUUGAGUCUUAGGAACUGCAGCUUGCAAGGAAGUGUUCCUGACCUCAGUCGGGUACCUCAACUUGGAUAUUUAGAUCUUAGUCGGAAUCAGCUGAACGGACCCAUACCAACUAAUAAGCUUUCCACGAAUAUCACAACCAUUAUCUUGUCACACAACUCGCUUAAUGGAACUAUUCCUGCAAACUUCUCAGGUCUUCCUAACCUGCAAAUUUUGUCUCUCGAUAACAAUCGCCUCGAUGGCAGUGUUCCGUCCACUAUAUGGAAUGAUAUGACUUUUGUUGGAAACAAGAGUCUUACACUGGAUUUCCAAAAUAAUUCUCUCGCAAAUAUCCCGAAUGCUUUCAAUCCUCCUGCGAAUGUUACCGUCUUGCUAUAUGGAAACCCGGUAUGCACAAAUGCACAGGAAUCCAUCAUCCAGUUUUGUCAGCCCCAGAAUGUGGAGCAAGCAUCUGAAUCCCCAACUAACUCCACCAGAAGCUGUCCUUCAUGCCCGACAGAUAGAGAUUAUGAACGUAACCCUAAUUCUCCCAUGCCUUGUUCAUGUGCUGUCCCACUUGGAGUUGGGUUUCGGCUAAAAAGUCCUGGAAUUUCAGAUUUCCCUCCUUAUAUCAAGGCCUUUGAGAUAGACUUAACAUCUUUACUAGACCUGUUUCUGUAUCAGUUGUACAUUGAGCAGUAUAUGUGGGAAAGCGGUCCUAGGCUAAAUAUGCACUUGAAGUUAUUCCCAAGCAAUACUAGUCUAUUUAAUGAAACUGAGGUUAUGCGGCUCCAAGGCGUUCUUGCUGCAUGGGAGAUUACACUUUCAGAUGUUUUUGGACCAUACGAACUUCUUAACUUCACUCUGGGCUCUUAUGAGAUUCCAGGCUCUUCAGCAUCGGGGUUAAGCAAGGGUGCGCUAGUGGGUAUUUUGAUGGGUGCAAUUGCUGGUGCGAUUAUUCUGUCUGCAACUGUUACUGUUCUUAUUGUGAGAAGGAACUGGAAAUAUCGGACAAUUUCAAAAAGAAGCUCAUUAUCGAAAUUUUCCAUCAAAAUUGAUGGUGUAAAACGCUUCACGUUCGAAGAAAUGGCAACGGCAACAAACAAUUUCAGCGACUCAACUCAAGUUGGCCAGGGCGGUUAUGGGAAGGUAUAUAAAGGUGUGUUAGCAGAUCGUACACUUGUAGCAAUCAAACGAGCAGAAGAAGGAUCGCUGCAAGGUUCAAAAGAGUUCUGCACGGAAAUAGAGCUGCUUUCGAGGCUGCACCAUCGUAACUUGGUCUCUUUGGUGGGAUAUUGUGAUGACUCAGAUGAACAGAUGUUGGUGUACGAGUUCCUGCCAAAUGGUAGUUUGCGUGAUCAUCUUUCAGCAAAAGCGACCGAGCCUUUGAAUUUCGCUAUGAGAUUACACAUCGCAUUGGGUUCGGCUAAGGGUAUCCUCUAUCUACACACCGAAGCAGAUCCUCCGAUAUUCCACCGUGAUAUUAAAGCCAGCAACAUAUUGCUGGACUCGAAGUUUGUUGCUAAGGUCGCCGAUUUUGGUCUAUCGAGGCUCGCACCGGUCCCAGAUGUUGAAGGAGUAUUACCUGGUUAUGUAUCCACUGUUGUCAAGGGCACCCCUGGUUACCUCGAUCCGGAAUAUUUCCUAACUCAUAAGUUAACCGACAAGAGCGACGUUUAUAGCCUUGGCGUCGUGUUUCUGGAAUUAUUGACGGGGAUGAAACCAAUUGUGCACGGCAAAAACAUUGUUAGAGAGGUGACCAUGGCCUGCCAAUCCGGUAAAAUGUUCGAAAUCAUCGACAGCAACAUGAGCUUCUACCCUUCAGAAUGCGUCGAGAAGUUCUUGUCGCUCGCACUCAAAUGCUGUCGGGAGGAGACCGACUCGAGGCCUUCAAUGUCGGAGGUGGUGAGAGAACUAGAAUCUAUAUGGAGGAUGGUGCCUGACGCCAACGUUUAUCCGUCAGAGUAUUCAGAAAUCAGUUCGAAUAAGAUGUCCAAAUCCUCUUCGACAUCUUUGAUGAUUGAAAAUCCUUUUACCUCGUCGGAUCCCUCUGGUAGCGACCAUGUGGAUAAUAAUAUACCUAGCGCGACAGUCGCUCCGCGAUGACGAAGAUAGCUCGUUUCUUGCGUGAUUGUGUAAACAUGUUACGAUCUGUACAUUCUGAAGAUGAGAUAACCCUAAUUGGCAUUCUUAUGUGGAGAUAACCAUGCAUAAAUAUAAUCUAACAUGAGGUUCUGCAUUUACAAUCUAGGUCAUCUGUUAAAGGAAGCAGGAAGAUGUCAAAAUUAUGAGCUUUUAUUUUCUGCGUCACCGCACUGGAUCCAAACACAAA